AGGCGUGCGUGAAUAGCGGAAGUGUGCAGCAGUUGUAGAGGCAGCAUGGCGUACACGGCGAAAAUCGGACCGUCUAUUUUGAGCAGCGACCUGUCGCAGCUCGGGAGGGAAUGUGAGCGAAUGAUGGAGUGCGGUGCUGAUUAUCUGCACCUUGACGUUAUGGAUGGGCAUUUUGUUCCGAAUAUCACAUUUGGGCAUCCUAUGGUGGAAUGUUUACGACACAGUAUCGGACCUGAUCCAUUUUUUGACAUGCAUAUGAUGGUGUCCAGGCCAGAGCAAUGGGUGAAGCCCAUGGCAGCAGCAGGAGCCAAUCAGUACACUUUCCAUCUAGAAGCCACGACCAACCCAGGCAACCUCAUCAAGGAAAUCAGGGAGAGUGGCAUGAAGGUUGGUCUUGCCAUUAAACCUGGAACAACUGUUGAGGAACUGGCGCCGUGGGCUGGGCAGAUCGAUAUGGCUCUUGUCAUGACUGUAGAACCUGGCUUUGGUGGUCAGAAGUUUAUGGAAGAUAUGAUGCCAAAGGUGAGCUGGCUCAGGAGUCAGUUCCCUUCUCUGGACAUUGAAGUGGAUGGAGGAGUUGGCCCAGACAGCAUCCACAGAUGUGCUGAGGCCGGAGCCAACAUGAUCGUGUCGGGCAGUGCUGUGGUGAGCAGUGAUGACCCUCGUUCUGUAAUCGCCCUCCUCAAAAAUGUUGUCAUUGAAGCGAUCCAGAAACGUUCUUUGGACCGCUGAGCAUUUUGAGCUUUUACCUCAAUUCUGUUUUCACCCACCACUGAAAGUUAUUCCUGCAGAUUCUAUGUGUUUUAAUGUAUGAAAUUUGUUAUUGAAUGCUCAGUGGUGUUUGUGAAUGGACAUGACCCAUUGCUGAGGGUGCGUUUGCACAUCUACAAAUCACAAGAACUGCCUUUGCCAAGAGUCUUUUAUGGAUUCAUCUGGAGUUUUCAAAUGCAUAUGGCCUUUUGAGAACUUUGAGCAAAUAGAAAAUUGACUUCAAUCUAACCAUUCCCCUUUUAAUUAACCUCAUUUGGUUUGAUUAAUCACAUUUAUUGUUUGUCAUAGUACAGUCAGAGUGACAACAAAUUGCUACAUGAUUGAGAAAGCUGCUGCUGACGUUCAACAUCUUUAGCGUUUUCAGGUUUGUUGGAUGAAGAAUGACAUUGGAAUUGAGCUGCAUAAGCUCUAUAUACUGUAAUACUCAUUUGCUGCAGAUUAUGAUAGUUUAAAUAUGUUUUUCAACAUUCCACCAGCCUGUGUUUACAGAACACUGAAAUUAUAAAAGUAUAAAUCAAGAGACCUUAAGUGGUAUUAUUUUUUUUUUUUUCUCUAAUGAAAUCAUAUGAACAUUUUAGUACUGAGUGUAGCAUUUACACAGCAAUAUGUUUCAGACAGUAAAGUCGUCAAGUAAGUCUACAUCUGUUAACAGUUUAUUAUCUAAACAAAUACAGUCACACAUUUUAAAGUCAAUAUGAAAUUAAAAUUGUGUUUUUCAUUCA
Messenger RNA from Labeo rohita (rohu), 1493 nucleotides. RefSeq names its product ribulose-5-phosphate-3-epimerase (gene rpe). Gene Ontology annotation, cellular component: cytosol. The transcript has 6 exons. Gene Ontology annotation, molecular function: metal ion binding; D-ribulose-phosphate 3-epimerase activity. The record is from RefSeq and is a predicted model, not a curated record. Bases 46 to 732 code for a protein of 228 amino acids. Gene Ontology annotation, biological process: pentose-phosphate shunt, non-oxidative branch; pentose-phosphate shunt; carbohydrate metabolic process. Lineage: Eukaryota; Metazoa; Chordata; Actinopteri; Cypriniformes; Cyprinidae.